Molecule: messenger RNA, 3415 nt
Organism: Lutzomyia longipalpis
Lineage: Eukaryota; Metazoa; Arthropoda; Insecta; Diptera; Psychodidae
Exons: 11
Coding region: 62-2974 (970 amino acids)
Biological process (GO): proteasome-mediated ubiquitin-dependent protein catabolic process; regulation of proteolysis
Cellular component (GO): nucleus; cytoplasm
Molecular function (GO): ubiquitin protein ligase binding
Source: RefSeq, a predicted model, not a curated record
GAGAAAAAGAGGAAAAAAAAAGUUUGCAGGAGAGUGUGAAUUUUACUCAAAUCGUGCUGAAAUGGCUGCCGAGCAUACAUUUUUUGGCACCUGGGAGAUAAUGGAAUGCUCCAUUUCGGGGACACCGGACUCAUUGGGGCUCAAAGGAGUGAAAUUUCGACUGGAUGAAAUGGGAGACAUUACGUGGUACAGUGACGUCGUACAUCCCAUUGAUGGGGGUCAAUUGGCAGCAGAGGAGCGUGACACGGAGUUCGUGGCGAUUCGCAAUGAAUUCACGGAGAUUCUCUUCAGUUGUGAGACAUUUGAAGUUGUGGAGCUUCUUUCCAAUGGCCCAGGAUUGACCUUUGGUGCCUAUGCGGGGCACAAUAUUGAAUUUAAAACCACCACAUUUACCCCAAUGGACAUGAUGGUGCUCAAUUGCGAGGGAUGGUGCUUCCUUUCGUGCCGACGGAUGCGUGAGGAUCAAACAAUUGUCCAGGAUUGUCCCUUUUCACUCCUUUCAGCCCUACAGGAGGGAUACUUUGCAGAUGUAAUCAUCAAAAGCUCCGAAGGACUCUAUUUUGAAGCUCACUCAGCUGUUCUUCGACUAUCUGGCUUUGAUUGCAGCAUGAACUACCCAAAUCAGGGAUCACCUCUACCCCAAGCUGAUUCCCCGAGUGCAGUACCGAGAGCUCCGCAGGAAGCUUCCAAUGCUGGCAAAGCACCCACAAGUCACUACCUCCUUCCACCGUCAAAUAUUCUCAGUGCUAAAUCCAUGUCGGGGUCAUUUAAUUGCCUAACAGUGACGGUAUCGUCACCACGUGAAUCUCUCCUGGCGCUGCACAAUCAACAAUCAUCCUCAGAUUCGGAUUUACGACUUGCAAGCCCAAAGGAGAUUUUUACCUUUUCCGGGGCAUUCCCACUCACCCCCACCGAAUCUCCCAUUAACCGUAGAGCAUGCCCAUCGCCGCGUUUUCGAUGCUCAUCCCCCUUCUCACCAUCAUGCCUCGAUACACCACCCACGUCUCCGCUCACACCCAUCUCGGUGCUGUACAAUCUACCCCAUACGAUGCUCGUACCCAUCUUCCACUGGCUCUACUCCGAGAGUCUUCCGGCAAAUCUCAAGGAGGACGUCUGUGAGGAACUAAUGAAGUUUGCUGAAGUUACAGCACCACUCAGCAAAUUGGUUGAAGCUUGCCGGAAAUAUGGGCGGAAUGUGCGACUCAAGAAAUUCAUCGUGAACCUAACAAUGGACAUUCACAUGUCCCUCAAUCACAUUAUUCAAUCCAUAAAUCCUCAUACCAUUUCACGUCAUCCCGAAGUGCUCUGUUCUGUCUUCAAGCACAGCGUCAAGGAAACUGCAAUUGGUUGUGCAAAGAUUCUUCAAUUCUGCAAUAUUUUCGUGAAAGACGCCACAAAUAUUUCGCGGCAGCAACGGCAUGAGAUUAUCAAGUUUGCCCGAUCACGAAUGCCAAUCUUUGUCUCACAAAUUCAUCAACUUCUCAAGAAUAUCUACGAAGUACUCUCCCGGAUGACGCCAGAGAAGAAGAAUGAAUUAGCCACAUUUCUUGUGCCUCACAUUGAGAUUACAUUCGAUAGGAUGACAAAUCUCAUUGGGGACAUUAAAGUUUCCCUGGAAAAGAUGUAUGAUCUAAAAUCAGCACAAGCUGGUCCCCAAGGAGAUGUGCAAAAGGGUCAACCGCAGGGACAGGAUCGAAAUUCACAACAGAGCGAAAUUGGCUGCCAGGGUCAUGGAGGGACAUUCCACAACAGGUAUUCCGGGUCAGAGAAUGAUCUCACCUUUGUACUCUACAUGUAUGAAUUGCGCAAAAUGCGUGACAUCUACGGACGUGUGCAAUCAGCAAUGGAGAUUGUGCAGCAGAAUAGGAAUACCUUUGUGGAGAUGGCAACAGAUGAGAAAGAGAGGACAAUUAGACGGAAUUUAGAUCAAUUAAUCGUGGAGCUUCCUUCAUAUAUUGGGCGCAUUGAGAAACUUUCUGACAAUCUCGAUGGGAAUAUUGGAUGGAAGGAAUUUAAAUUUUGCUUCAAGUUGGCAACUGGACAAGUGAAUGGUGUUAUUUCCAAACUGUUGGAGCAUAAAACUGCCUUAAAGACACCACUUGUGCGGAUUUGUGAGCUGGUUGGAAGAGAGGACUUCCGACAGGCAAUGGUGGAAUUGCAUCUAAUUGGUGAGGAUGUAGCUGUGCGUACAUCAGCUGAAUGUGACACUGAGAGGAAUCAUCAAAUUGAAUAUAGUGGCAUAAAGUUGAAUCUCACACGACACAUUUGCAAUCCUCCGGCUAUUGUUAACAGCACCCUGUCCAAGAGUGCUCUACGCCUUUUGCACUCAAGCCAUUUGUCUGAUAUGGAAUUCGAGGUGAUUGUGCCUUCAGGUGGGGCAUCACAGCAGAUGCACGGAAAAGUGGAUCGUCUGGCAAAGACAACGGUGCAUGUCUUCAAGGCGCAUCGGGUUAUUGUUGCUGCCAGGUGUGAAUGGUUCAGGAAGGCCCUUCUCUCCGGCAUGAAGGAGGAUAUUCAUCGAAAAAUUACUAUUCAUGAUACAUCACCUGUGAUAUUUCGCCGAUUACUUUUAUACUUGUACGGUGCUCCAAUUGACAAGACAGUGGGUGCUGAGCAACUGUGUGAAUUAAUGCUCCUUGCCGAUCGAUAUUCAAUCGAUGAAUUGAAGGAUAUUUGUGAGCACACACUGAGAUCCCAAAUUGACGAGGAAUCCGUCAUACUCCUCCUCAGUAUUGCUGAUCGCUUCAAUACAGCCAUCCUCAAGGCAAAUUGCUUAUCCUUCAUUUCCAGUCAUUCACAUCUUACGCAUUUGGAUAUUUUUGCUGAACUUCCGGAAGCACUCCAGAAUGAAGUCAUUGAACUGCUUCAGUGGUGCGAUAGAACACCCGAACCGUGGAAUCACAAUCUGGAUAUUAAUGGGAUGGUAUUGACAAAUCCUGAAAAUUCCCGAAAAUCACCUCAACAAUUUAUGUGACAAAUUUUAACUUCCUCACACUUCCCAUCCCAGCGUUUUCCCUUCCUCUUCCGUCUCCUCGCGUCGACUGUUGAGCAUUCUUUCUGGUAAAAAAAAUUAAUUAAAAAAAAAAACAAUAGAAAAUACCGAAGGUACUUAAUAAAUUUUCCUUUUAAAUAACAAAAAGAAAUUUAAAAAUUUUAUUGCAAAUUAUUGAGUAAAAAAAAACCCAAAAAAAUGUGCUGAAUGAAGGAAUGCUCUAAAAAAUCCAAAAAAUUAAAAUUCAAAGUCAACAAAAAAAAGUAUUUUUAUAAAGAGAAUUUGUGGUGGAAGUUCUUUAAAAGAAGAAAAAAAUAGUAAAAAAAAAUCAUAGUGUCAAAUGUUGGAAAAUCUUUUUUUAAUUAUAUAAAAUUUAUUCUUCAUUGAGUGGAUUAAUAAAUAAAUGGAAAUUUUAAUGGGAAA